Messenger RNA from Dovyalis caffra, 1548 nucleotides. The record is from the annotation of a GenBank genome assembly. NCBI's taxonomy places the organism in Eukaryota, Viridiplantae, Streptophyta, Magnoliopsida, Malpighiales, Salicaceae.
AUGGCUUCUACUGUUCCUCUUCAUCGUCACCUCACUCACUGCUUCUCUAUCUCCCAGUGUAAAUAUAUGGAGGUUUUAGUGCAGCAUGGAUGGACCGCAAGACCACCCAGAUACUCGUUCUUCAGAAACAGAGAAAGCAACAUUAAUCUCUCUAGUAUCAGCAGACCCAUUAAAGCUUUUUCAGUUGAGAUACCUUCAUACCCUCUCCUUCAACCUCCCCAAGUUGAAGAAGAGUCUGAUUCUGAGUUGGAACCAGCAGACCCUGAUUUCUACAGGAUAGGUUAUGCUCGAAGUAUGCGUGCUUAUGGAAUUGAAUUUAAGGAAGGGCCGGAUGGAUUUGGAGUUUAUGCUGCCAAAGAUGUUGAACCACUUCGCCGUGCAAGGAUGGUUAUGGAAAUCCCAAUAGAGUUGAUGUUGAAUAUAAGCAAGAAGCUUCCAUGGAUGUUUUUUCCAGAUAUAAUACCAUUGGGUCAUCCAAUAUUUGAUAUUAUUAAUUCAACCGAUCCAGAGACAGAUUCAGACCUGCGGUUAGCGUGCCUUCUUUUAUUUGCAUUUGAUUGCGAAGAUAACUUUUGGCAACUAUACAGUGACUUCUUACCUGGCGCGGAUGAGUGCCCCAGCUUGCUUCUAGCAACAGAGGAGGAGCUUUUGGAGCUUCAGGAUGAGAAUCUUGCAUCAACUAUGAGAAAACAGCAACACCGAGCCUUAAAGUUUUGGGAAAAGAAUUGGCACUCUGGUGCUCCACUCAAAAUAAAGCGCCUAGCUCGUUAUCCUGAGAGAUUCAUUUGGGCACUUAGUAUGGCACAAUCACGAUGCAUUAACAUGCAAAUAAGGAUUGGUGCGUUAACUCAAGAUACAAAUAUGCUAGUUCCUUAUGCUGACAUGCUAAACCAUUCCUUUGAGCCAAACUGUUUUUUCCAUUGGCGAUUCAAGGAUCGCAUGCUUGAGGUGAUGAUAAAUGCCGGGCAACAGAUAAGAAAAGGAGAAGAGAUGACUGUCAAUUACAUGAACGGGCAGAAGAAUGACAUGCUCAUGCAACAAUAUGGUUUUUCAUCACCAGUGAAUCCUUGGGAUGCAAUCCAAUUCUCUGGCAAUGCACGCAUACAUUUGGAUUCUUUCCUGUCAGUCUUCAAUAUAUCUGGCCUGCCUGAAGAAUAUAGUCAUAAUGGUCAUAUAUCCAGAGAGGGAGAUUAUUUUGUUGAUGGAGCUGUUAUAGCAGCAGCAAGAACGUUGCCCGCUUGGUCAGAUGGAGAUCUGCCUCCAGUCCCAAGCAUAGAAAGGAAAGCUGUGAAGCAAUUGCAAGAAGAAUGCCGGCAGAUGCUAUCAAAAUUUCCUACAACUUCUAAGAAAGACCAGAAAAUACUAGUACCAAGCGUUGCUUUCCUAGUAGUUCAUGUUCCUGUAUCUAGAGUUCUAGACAUGACCAACAAUGGAUGCAAGUAUGGCUCGAGCAGAAGACGGAGAUUGCCAUCUGGAUCAAGUCAUGAGUGUAAAUGGGAUCGGUUAUUAGCUUUCACCGCAUUUAACCAACCUAAAAGGAUUGGAUGA